AUUGACCCCUGUAAAGAGAAAUUCAAGAAAAGAUACCAGGAAUUGCUUGAGAAGGUGAAAAGAGGAAUACAGUCUGAAGAUAAGGACGAUUACUCAGUCUACACAGGAUCAGCAGGAAUUGCUUUACUUUACCUUCAUCUGUAUGAAAUCAGUCCUAACAAGGGAGAUCACUCAUUUCUCCACACAUCACUGGAUUACAUUAGGGGGCACCUUGGUCAUCUGAUAGGAAGGAGACAGACCUUUCUGUGUGGUGAUGCUGGACCACUAGCUCUGGCCACUGUAAUCUACUCACUUCUCGGCCGUCACUCAGAAUCUCAGAUAUAUCUCAAAAGGUUGACAGAUCUGGGUGAAGUUGUUUUAGCAGACAAACACUUACCUGAUGAGCUUCUAUAUGGCAGAGUGGGGUAUAUUUAUUCCCUCCUGUUUGUACAAAAGAAGCUGGGUGAAGAUGUCAUUGAUAAAGCUCUUUUAAAGAGGUUGACAAGGACUGUGCUAGAGUCUGGUAAAGAUUUAGCCAAACAGGAAGGCUUCAGACAUCCCCUGAUGUACCAGUGGCAUGAAAAAUACUACUUAGGAGCAGCUCAUGGAUUGGCUGGUAUCCUUUAUAUAUUGUUUCAAAUUAAGGAUGCAGACCUACAAUCUGAGAUUGAUUCCCUGGUGAGGCCCUCUGUGGACUUUAUGCUGUCUCUCCAGUUUCCUUCAGGAAACACUCCCUCUUCCCUUGGCAGCAGCACUGGAGACAAGCUUGUCCACUGGUGUCACGGAGCCCCUGGGUGGAUCUACAUGUUUAUUCAGGCUUACAAGAGAUAUUCUGACAGUAAGUAUUUAGAAGCUGCUAAACGCUGUGCAGAUGUCAUCUGGUCACACGGACUCCUGAAGAAAGGUUAUGGCUUGUGUCAUGGAACUGCAGGAAAUGGUUAUGCCUUCCUAGCCAUGUAUAAACUGACAGGAGAAACAAUCUACCUACACAGGGCUAUAAAGUUUGCGGAGUGGUGCUGUGAUUUUGGAAAACAUGGAUGUAGAAUUCCAGACAAUCCAUAUUCUCUCUUUGAAGGUAUGGCCGGGGCAACUUAUUUCUUGUCUGACAUUUUGAAUCCAGAAAAUGCUUAUUUUCCGGCAUUUGAGUUGACCUAAUGAUAAAAAGGACAAGUCAAACUAUCUUGAAUUUUUCUUCAUUUUACAUUUUGUUAUAUGUUUCACAUUCACUUCAAUCGUUGAAAAAUAAAGAAUGAAAAGGUA
Messenger RNA from Saccostrea echinata, 1239 nucleotides. RefSeq names its product lanC-like protein 2. Gene Ontology annotation, cellular component: plasma membrane. The record is from RefSeq and is a predicted model, not a curated record. The transcript is spliced from 8 exons. Gene Ontology annotation, biological process: peptide modification; carbohydrate metabolic process. NCBI's taxonomy places the organism in Eukaryota, Metazoa, Mollusca, Bivalvia, Ostreida, Ostreidae. The annotation marks the transcript as partial.